Bactrocera oleae (olive fruit fly) is the source of this 928-nucleotide messenger RNA. It is a transcript of the gene RpS23, whose product is annotated as ribosomal protein S23. Gene Ontology annotation, biological process: translation. NCBI's taxonomy places the organism in Eukaryota, Metazoa, Arthropoda, Insecta, Diptera, Tephritidae. The record is from RefSeq and is a predicted model, not a curated record. Gene Ontology annotation, cellular component: ribosome; cytosolic small ribosomal subunit. Gene Ontology annotation, molecular function: structural constituent of ribosome.
AUCAAAUUUAUUUAAUUUAGUUUAUAAUUUGUACAGGGAGCUAUAUAAUUUGUCAUAGUAUUUUAUGUAUUUUGGAAUAACAUGUAGUGUGCGCUGUUACAGAUUAAUUUAUUUGUAAAUAUAAAUUCUAUAGAAUUCCGAUAGUAACUGAUUUCAUCAAAAUGUAUAAAUAUCUUUCCGCUUUCAAAUCAUUUAUUUUGGUUCUGUAACCGUAUAUUUCAUUAGAAUUUGGUAUUUGCUUAUUAUAUUGGGCUACAAUGCGACAUAGGCUUUAAUACUUUCCGAACACUUCCUGCUUGAGAAAUUGUUUGACAGCUUGACAAGUUGUUGUAGCAGGAAUUUGAAAGAUGUAUACGAUCCGAACGACAGCUCGUUCUUUUAUUUCCGCCAUUGCUUGAGAAAGUUUGGAAAUUAUGGGCAAGCCAAGAGGUCUCCGCACUGCUAGGAAGCAUGUAAAUCACCGCCGUGAUCAGCGUUGGGCUGAUAAAGACUACAAAAAAGCUCAUUUGGGAACCAGAUGGAAGGCCAAUCCUUUUGGAGGAGCAUCACAUGCCAAAGGCAUUGUACUCGAAAAAGUUGGCGUUGAAGCAAAACAGCCUAACUCAGCUAUCCGCAAGUGCGUGAGAGUGCAACUAAUCAAGAACGGCAAAAAAAUUACCGCUUUCGUACCCCGUGACGGUAGCUUGAACUACAUUGAAGAGAACGACGAAGUCCUGGUUGCCGGUUUCGGUCGUAAAGGUCACGCCGUCGGUGAUAUUCCCGGUGUUCGUUUCAAGGUGGUGAAAGUUGCAAACGUUUCUUUGCUUGCAUUGUACAAGGAGAAGAAGGAACGUCCAAGAUCGUAAAUCUUCUACUUAAUGAAUAAAAUACAUUCAUUUAGUUUCUACAGAAAACAAAAAAAAAAAUAAAACUCAUAAAAAUUUAAUAA